Messenger RNA from Funneliformis caledonium, 363 nucleotides. NCBI's taxonomy places the organism in Eukaryota, Fungi, Glomeromycota, Glomeromycetes, Glomerales, Glomeraceae. The record is from the annotation of a GenBank genome assembly.
AUGGGAACAGUAUAUACUUAUGGUUCAAUAAUCCCACCAACCAAACUCCAAGUAACAUUCUCACCCGAAGUUCCUGUCGCUGGACAAAUGGAUGAAGUUACGAUUUCCGGAAAAUUUACGAAAGAUAUCACCGAAAAUACCGAACUUGUGGUUGCAUUUAUUGAUUCAAAUGGAGCUGCCUUAGCAGAUCCAACUAAAUUGCCUGCUUGUACUGGAAGUGGAUGUUCAAUUAAAGCUGGUGAGCAGUAUACUCAAACGGUGGAAAUUCAAGCACCAGAUAGUAUACCUCAUUCGACCGAUAUCUUUAUUGUUAUGGGUAAUUCAAAGACCGAUGUUAUAGGCUGUGCAUAUGUCAAACUUUAA